Salpingoeca rosetta is the source of this 2261-nucleotide messenger RNA. RefSeq names its product TPR repeat containing protein. Bases 39 to 2198 code for a protein of 719 amino acids. The transcript is spliced from 2 exons. Gene Ontology annotation, molecular function: protein binding. Gene Ontology annotation, cellular component: kinesin complex. NCBI's taxonomy places the organism in Eukaryota, Choanoflagellata, Craspedida, Salpingoecidae. The record is from RefSeq and is a predicted model, not a curated record.
CUCAGGCCCCUCAAGCGUCUCGUCAAAAGAACAGAACCAUGGCUGACACCAGUGAGCACCGCCUGACAGACGGCGUGUCUGUGGGGGCGAUCAGGGCCUUCCUCGCAGACCUGAAGAAGGAGUUCCCCGACACGUACACUAAGAUGACCACGGAGGAUGCCUGCAAGCAACUGGUUGUGCCACGCACACAGCAGGACAACUGCGCCUACGUCGAUCUCUUGCGCAAGCAGUCGCCACAUGAACAUGUGGGCAAAGCCACUGUGUUUGUGUCGCACGCGUGGCGAUACAAGAUCGCAGACGUGCUCAACGUCUUGCUGGAGUUUGCAGAGGAACAAAGAGUAAGGAAGGAAGACAGCCAGCCCGUGUUCUUCUGGUUUGACCUCUUCAUGAACAACCAAAACGCCAACGUUACCGCCAACCUCCCACAAGAGUGGUGGAGCACGACGUUCAAGGAGUCGAUUGCCAACAUUGGACGUGUGCUGCUGGUGUUGAUGCCGUGGCGAGACCCCGUGCCACUCACGCGGGCGUGGUGCCUGUGGGAGAUCUUCUGCGGCGUCAGCAACGAGGGCACGGAGGUCAGCAUCCGCUUACCCAAGAGCGAGGAGUCAGAGCUGGAGGCCGCCAUCCGUGAAAGCUCUAAGUCGGUGAUGGAUACGCUGGUGCUCGUACAAGCACAGCGCGCCGAAGCAUUCAAUCCACGCGACAAGGACAUGAUCUUUGAGGCCAUUCAGAACGGCGUGGGCUUUGGUGCUCUCAACCAGGCCGUCAAGGACCAGCUGCGCGCGUGGUGCCUGAGCAAGAUGGUGGCUGCGGUGGAGGCCAUGCGGGCACGUGGAGAAGACGAGACACGGGCGUUCGCUGAGUUAUGCAACCAGGUCGGGCUCGUGUUGGACGACUUUGGCGAGCACGAUGGCGCAAUCGCGUACUACGAGACAGCCCUGCCGAUUUUGUUGCGCACUGAAGGGGAAAACGGAGAGAAUGUGGCUGCGCUGUACAACAAUCUCGGCACUGCAUACAGCAGCAAGGGCGAGUAUGACUUGGCAACGCAAUACUACGAGCAGGAUCUCGCCAUCACAGUGGGGGUGUUGGGCGAAAAGCACCCGAAUACAGGCAUGACCUACAACAACCUUGGUAGCGCCUACAGCAGCAAGGGCGAUUACGACAGGGCGAUUGAAUGCUUCCAGAAGGCCCUCGCCAUCACGGCGGAGACGCUCGGCGAGAAGCACCAAAGCACAGCUGACACCUACAACAACCUCGGCGGCGCAUACCGCUGCAUGGGCGAGUACGACAUGGCCAUCCCAUUUUAUGAGAAGGCCCUCGCAAUCAAGGUUGAGAAGCUCGGCGAGAAACACCCGAGCACAGCAGCGUCCUACGGCAACCUCGGCCUCGCAUACGCCGACAAGGGCGAGUACGACCGGGCGAUCUCUUACCACGGGCUGGCCAAGGAGGUGUUCGUGGAGACACUUGGCGAGAAGCAUCCACACACAGCAGACUCGUGCAACAACCUCGGCGUCGCAUACAAGAACGAGGGCAAGUACGAUGAGGCCAUUGAGCACUAUGAGAAAGCCCUUGCCAUCAGGACGGAGGCGCUGGGCGAAAACCACCCGAGCACAGCCACAUCAUACUUCAAUCUUGGCCUGCUGCAUGAUGAGUGCGGCAACAAGGAGCAGGCCCACGCAUGCGUGCAACAGGCGCUCGGCGUUUUCGAAGCCAUGCUCGGGCCAGACCACCCCAACACACGCAAGGUGGCGCGCAAUCUGCGGCGCAUUCGCGGCGAUAGUGAUAGUGGCGACAGCGAGCACGAUGACGGCGAUGCGCAACAGGAAGACACCGGCAGUGAUCAAGUGCAAGCUUUGGCUAGUCAACAAGACGAAGCAGACGAAGCAGACGAGCGACAGGGGUGCUCUUCACAGCAGCCGCUUGUCGGGUGGUUGCAGAAACGUGGGCGACGGAGGGCCGCCUUCCGCCCGUGCUGGUGCAAGCUUGACGACAGCCACUUCGCGUACGGCAAGUCCGCAGCACGGCCGCCAAAGCGACGCAUCUCCCUGUUGGAUGUACUGUCAGCUGAGCUCGCCCAAGACAACAGUGAGCUGCACGUUGCCGUUCCCAAGCGAACAUUCAUCUUUCGCUCGGACGACCGCUCUGACACCACGCUUGCCGAAUGGUGCAGGGCCAUCAACAACUGCCUGAACGAGUGAAGAAGAGUGGGUGAGGAUGAGAAUGGGUGUUGUGAGGGUGGGUUGCUGCAAGUUGUUUUGAGU